AUGGUGACGCUUUCAACAGAACGCUUCUCUCCGAAGCGAAUCUCCCCUAAGCACAUCAAGGCAAAGAUUGAGCCUCAUCUCCACUGGAAGGUGCCCAUGGAGAAGGGUGUCUACCAGUACCUGACUGGUACCACUGUUAUCAGGCGUUGGUCUAAUCCCGACCUCGACCCCGUGAAACCCGAAGACAGAACUUGGGGUGCCCUGGACUAUUGGGCGUACUGGACCAGUGAUAUUUUGGCACCUCCCCUGGCUUCGACUGUCUCUGCGGUAAUGAGCUUGGGGUUCACCGCGCGCGAGACGAUCCCAAUCGUCUUUUGCGGCUUCCUUCUCUGCUCUGGAGCUUUGACACUCACUGGUAAAAUGGGUGCUCGUUACAGUAUUCCCUUUCCAGUUUUGGUCCGCUCAAUGUUUGGAAUGUACGGAAGCAUGCCAGUCAUUGUGCUUCGAAGUUUUGUCGCUGCAAUGUGGACCGCCAUUCUCUGUGUCCAAGCUGGAGACUUCCUCAACAAUUGCAUAACAGCCAUUUGGCCGUCUUUUGCAAAUUUUCCAAACCACCUUCCAGAGAGCGCAGGCAUCACAUCUGCAGGGCUUCUUUGCUUCUUCAUAUACUGGAUAUUCCAGACGAUCCUGGCUUGCAUGCCCAUCAAGAAACUUCGAAUUCUUUUCUUGAUCAAAGGCAUCGUCGUCCCGCCCACAUUCCUCGCACUCUUCUUGUGGGGAGCCAUUGUCACUCACGGCGGCGGUCCACUUAUCACAGGGCACGCAAAGAUGACGAGCUCGUAUAUGAACACGGCUUAUUCCUCGUUGACUGCGCUCAACAGCAUCAUUGGGCUAUUUUCGUCGAUGGCAGUCAAUUUCCCAGAUUUUGCCCGCUUCUCCAAGAACAACCUUGCUGGGUAUAACCAGGUCCUAGCAUUGCCUAUCAUUGGAACCUUGGGUGCAUUAUGCCCUAUUUUCGUGACGGCUGCGCACAGCUACCUCUGGGGAUCAUUCGAAUGGUACAUGCCUGCGGUGAUUGCCAAGUUCGAUUCUCGCGCAGCAAAAUUCUUCACUGCAUUCAGCUUCAUGCUCGCCACGAUUGGAAAUCAGAUCGCAGCAGGCACUUAUCCCUUCUCGAACGACAUCUCCGGGUUAUGUCCCAAGUACAUCAACAUUUUCCGAGCGACAUUGAUCAUCUCGGUUUUCUGCGUCGUGUCGAAUCCAUGGCAAAUCAUCAAGAACGCAAGCGGUCUGCUAGCUUUCCUCUCGGGCUAUUCGAUGUUCAUGGGCGCCAUUUGCGGGACCAUGUGUUCGCAAUAUUACUUGAUCCUCAACAAGAAGCUCAACAUCCACGAGCUGUACAACGGCCACGGUAUCUAUCGGUACAACAAGUUCGGUAUCAAUUGGAGGGCAUAUGCUUCGUUCACGAUCGCUGUUGGACCACUGCUUCCUGGCUUCAGCAAGAGCAUCAACAACAGCCUCAACGUGGGAGGAAGUUGGAAGAUAUACACCUUCUCGUGCAUCUAUGGCUUCGUUGUGUCUGGGUUGACGUACUAUCUCAUCUGUCGGUACGUGUCAGAUGUGGGAGAAGCGAAGAUUGACGAAGCCGUGUAUCCACCCUCAAAGUUCGAGAGUAGUGACCUCGAGAUCAGAGGUGCAGAUCCCGAACAAGACUCAUAUGGGGAGAAGGAAGGCGACAUUGAGGUCGCAAUUGGCACGAAGGAAGUCAAGGCGUGA
Molecule: messenger RNA, 1716 nt
Organism: Exophiala spinifera
Lineage: Eukaryota; Fungi; Ascomycota; Eurotiomycetes; Chaetothyriales; Herpotrichiellaceae
Exons: 12
Coding region: 1-1716 (571 amino acids)
Biological process (GO): transmembrane transport; nucleobase transport
Cellular component (GO): plasma membrane
Molecular function (GO): nucleobase transmembrane transporter activity
Source: RefSeq, a predicted model, not a curated record